GCGAUCCUUCUGGCUUUGUUACGCCUGGGAAGCCAUUUUGGAAAUCUGCUUGUUGUGCACUAGCAUAACACUCACAAGCUACUUGCAAACUUUGGUGUUUUUUUGUAUUAGAAAAUCAACGCUUGGGAUCUGUGGGUCCACAGUAAUACAUAACCUUUGGGUUCCCGUGCGUCGGGAUGCUGGCAGAAGUUUGCGCAUCUUCCGUGAUAGUAAUGUGUGGACCCUUUUUUCCUUUUGGAUUACGCUCUUAAAGAAUAAUAACAUACAUGGACUCUAACCGCCCGGUCUGAACAAAGAAGAAUGACCAUGGAUUUUUCCCAACUGCACACAUAUACGCCUCCACAGUGUGCUCCAGAGAACACCGGCUAUACCUACUCUCUCAGCUCCAGCUACUCCACCGCAGCGUUAGAGUUUGAGAAGGAGCACCAGAUUGCUGCUGUGUACGAGUCGCCCAGGAUGUCGCGGCGGAGCCUGCGUCUGCAGACCAGUGCUGGUCACUAUGGCAACGAGAGCCUGGCUGAUUACUCCCAGAACCACAGCGGCAGCUACACCAGCACCAUCAGAGAGUCGCGGACGCUGCGGAGCAGAAAGCAGCAGUCUGGUUCCAGCGCCCUGUCUUUAUCCCUGAGCCAAGCCGCCACACCGAGAAAAACCCUCUCCUUCUCUGCUGUUAAUACCCCGAUUAACAACAGCAGCAGCGUCAUUCAGGGAAGCAACACAACGUCUGAUGCCUCUCUGCUCACCUCCGUCAUGGAUCAGCCCCACCUGAGACAGCGCACCGUCACCACAACCACAACCACCACCUCUACUUCUGUGGAUGGACACUGGGGGAGGAGCUCCAGAGCCAAACACAGUUCGAGUGUCAACGGUGACGCCAGUGUAUCAAAGUCCCACACCUUGCUCACCAACGGUUACAUAUGCAAAGACUGCUCUUUUCACUCUCAGAAGAUGGACUCCCUUAUCACACGGUCUUCAUCAUCACCAUCAUCUCAGGCUGCAGAAGCUUCCUCGGUCGCCCUCUCCUCCUCCUCUUCGUCACCUUUCACAAGCAUAUACUCCAGAGACAGGAGUCAAAGGAACAAGAUAGGUGUCCUGGUGUCUAUGUCUAACACGUGUAUACGCUACAGCAAACGAGCCCUGGCCCCCAUAGUGUCCUUAGUCACCCUGCUCUUCAAUAAUGUGCUCUGGCUGGGCUCAAGGGCCAAGAGCCCUCGAGGAAAAGGUGUCCUUGUGUCGUUUUCGGACUCGAUGAGACAAGCAGUGUCCUCCAGUUUGUCCCAACUGUGGCUGUUUAAGCAGACCACUCUCCACAGGGUGAUGGGCUACAGGGCUAACGGCUAUGAAGGACAAGCUCACUCAAGUUUCUGUGGGAGCAUGAAUGUGAAGGGCCUGGUGAAUGAAGAUGCAUCAUAUCUUAAUCUCAAUGGUUCCCUGUGUGAUGACUGUAAAGGGAAGCAGCAUUCUGAGACACACACUGUCCUCCUCACACAGUCCUCCAGGCCUCGACGCCUGGGGGGGGCACUGUGGAGCGUCCUAGCUUACACAGGUUACUGCCUCCUCCAGCCAGGUUACUGUGUGGUGAGAGCAGGCAAAGCGUUGGGAUCAGGGGUUGGGACAGUGGUGCAGAGGCUGCUCUCACUGUUCUGGAUGCUUCUGGCAGCUCCAGUGAAGGCAGGCAGGGGACUUCUGUGGUUUCUUGCAACAGGAUGGUACCAGCUGGUGUCUCUCAUGUCUCUUCUCAAUGUCUUCUUUCUGACAAGAUGCCUUCCCAAACUCUGGAGGCUCCUGCUGCUCCUUUUGCCCCUUUUGCUCCUCCUCGCUUUAUGGUUGUGGGGUCCGUCCACUGCUGCCCUGCUCGCCUACCUCCCAGCCAUAAACCUAACCGAGUGGCGUCCUGCGUCUCCCUUCGCCCUCCUGUCUAACUUGGUGCCAGCUUCUGCUCCAGUUCCUGCCUCUGUCCCUCCACCAGAGACUCCACUGGAGCAAACCCCAGCCACCCCGGUCUCACAGGCACCACCUAUGCUUCCCCCUGUGGCGGUUUCCAGUGUGGACUUAGAGCGACUGGAACGCGUGGAGCGCCAACUAGCCCUGCUGUGGGAGCGAGUCCAGCAGGGUGACCAGAAGCAGGAGCAGCAUCACGGUGACGUUUUGGGUCUCUACAGCACCCUGAAGGAGCAGCUCCACACUCAGACAGACAGGGAGAGCCUGGGACUGUGGGUGUCCUCCCUGCUGGAGCAGAGACUGGGUGUGUUACAGGGAGAGCUGAAGCAGGAGAACACACACAGAGCACAGAGUGCAGAGCAACAGAAGCAGCACCAAGAGAAUCAGGCAACAAGGCUGGCUGAUUUAGAAUUACUGCUCAACGCUCUGGCUGCCAAAACUGAAGAGGUGCAACAGAAGCAGCAGCAUUAUGAGCACGAGAAGCAGGAAAAAGAGAAAGAGGUUGUCACUCCAGCAGCAGACACAGUUCCUGUCAGUGUGGGUGUGAAGCAGGAGGACCAUGAUGCUUUGCUAGUGGAGGUGCAGAGACUUGAGGCGGAGCUGGGCAAAAUCAGACAGGACCUGCAAGGUGUUGUGGGAUGCAAGGGCAAGUGUGAUCAGCUGGACACGCUGCAGGAGACGAUAUCAGCCCAGGUGUCCUCCCAGGUGCGUAAGGAGUUGCAGGCUCUGUUCUUCGGCAGUGGUGGGUCAGGAGAGGAGCAGGGAGAGGUGCCAGAGUCUCUGAUCUACUGGCUGUCCCAGCGCUACGUGAGCACACCCGACCUGCAGGCCUCUCUGGCCUCACUGGAGCUGAGCAUCCUGAGAAACGUGUCCCUGCAGAUGGAUCUUAACCGGGCCCAAACCCUGGGUGAGGCCGAGUCCCAAGCCAAGACCAUCGUUCAGAUGGUAACCGGGACUGUCCAGCAGUCUGCUACUGCUGAGGGACUGACAGAAGAGCAAGUGAAGCUGAUUGUCCAAAACGCUUUAAGGCUCUACUCCCAGGAUCGAACAGGCCAGGUGGACUACGCCCUGGAGUCUGGAGGUGGCAGCAUCCUCAGUACUCGCUGCUCUGAGACAUACGAGACCAAGACGGCCCUCAUGAGUCUGUUCGGCCUGCCACUCUGGUACUUCUCCCAGUCACCACGUGUUGUCAUCCAGCCUGAUGUGUACCCAGGUAACUGCUGGGCGUUCAAAGGCUCUCAGGGCUACCUGGUGAUCCGGUUGUCCCUGAGGAUCCUGCCCACAUCCUUCUGCGUGGAGCACAUCCCCAAGGCCCUGUCGCCGACUGGAAACAUCACCAGCGCCCCACAGAACUUCACUGUUUUUGGUCUAGAUGAUGAGUACCAGGAAGAAGGGAAGCUGCUGGGGCACUACAUAUACCAGGAAGAUGGAGAGUCACUGCAAACUUUUCCUGUUAUGGAGCAGAAUGACAAGACCUUCCAGAUCAUCGAGGUGCGGGUGCUGUCUAACUGGGGUCAUCCAGAAUACACCUGCAUGUACCGCUUCAGAGUCCAUGGAGACCCUCGGCCUCAGUGAACCAACCACUACCACACAUGCUCAUAUAUGACAUAUCACCUGUACAUAGCUAUCGCCAACUUGUUAAAAAACGGAGGGGACUCGGCAGUACUUUGUGGAUGUUUUUGUAUGAAAGACACGAAGAACAGAGAAGUUGUGGAUUGUUAAAGGAAUGUGCCCAGGACUGAAUCAACGUGUUUUGUAAUAUUGAAAGAGUCAGAGGAAAGUCUGUAUGGGGACUGUCAAUGAUCGCAGAAGAGGAAUAGAACCACGGAAGAAGCUAAAACUCCCAGUCCCCUUUUCGUAAAAAGGUCUCUUGCACUGAAUCAGCCCGUGAGGGCGGCAGGCUCCACUGAGCGGACAAAUCCACCCCCCUCUUGGCACCUUCCACUUCUACAGGGAGGUGGACACUUGAAAUGGGGGAUUACAGACUCAUCUCCACCAUUUCCUCACACACUACAUCUCAGUCUGAUUUGGUUUCUGUUCUUAAUCAUCUGUGUUUAACUUUGAUUUCCUGUUAGUCUACUAUUUUCAGGAUCAAAGCCACUGCACCUUUUGCCUGCGACGCUGUCCAGGCAUGUCACUCCCUUUGUUGCUGUCAAGUCACUGCAUUGACUUUAACUGAGCUGUCUGGGCAGCCUGCAGGACUGGACCACACUCACACGAAAGGUUCACUAAAUUGAAGAUUUGUUUUCUGUUGGAACUGAACAUGCUGCCUAUGGACAGGCGCUGAAUGUUUUCUCAAGUGGAGCCUUUGAUGCAAGUCAUCCUUUAACUUCACAGCAACACUGUAUAACCACUGACCUGAGCUCUAUGUGUUCACAGUAUUAGGAGGCUCCUCACUAUGUACAUUAGACAAAAUAUGUGUAUGGUUAUGGAUGGACUCCAGGAUUCAUUCUAGCAUGUGACUCUUCCCGAACCCAUACUCUCAUAAACUUUUACAUGCAUUAUGGAUUUACCUGACUGUGUCCUCUCUGAAGGUUUGAGUCCUGUGCCUGGAUCUCAAAUUACCAAUCAAUGUUGAACGCUAAAUAAUAUAACUACUCCUGUAGACAAGAGUGAUUUUAUUUUUUAUUUUUUUUCCCUUUCGAUUUCUAUCAAGAGGGGGACUCUCGGUCUCCCUCUUGCUCAGUUAUAAACGUCCUCCUCACAUGGGCUCCCUCUGUUCUGAAACCCUGAAGGAAUGUAAUCUGUAUAUUUCAUUGUUGAUAGUUGAUCCUUUAUAAUAUCUGCUUUUAUCAGUGUUGCUUUACAAAAAAAUCAUCCCAUUAUUAUUGUAUUACUACCAUUAUUUCUACAUUGUGUUUUGCUUUUUAUUUUUUUUGUUUAGUUUUGGGCAGGGGCUGUUGAUAAUGUCAGAGGAUGCACUGCAACAACUUGUUAGAGAAAUGUUUGUGGCACAGGUCUUCACAAUUUGUUUUUAAAAAAUGGGGGUGUGUGUAGUCAUCGAUUUUGGUUGCAAAUAUGGGUAAGUCUAAAAUACUAUGUAUAAAAAAUGUUUUGUUCACAAUCUUAUUUAUUAACAAGUCAAUUAGUGACUGCAAGAUAUGAGUUACUGCAAUGUAUAUUUUGUCAAAAGCUGUUCAGUACAUUUUGGAACCAUCUUGAGACUUUUUUUUAAGAUAAAUGGCUAUUUUUGUUCAGUCAGGAGAUGACUUAACUGCUUUGGAAUAUAUUCCAAUAAAGACUUUAAUUUUGAAGAACUUCUCUGAA
Messenger RNA from Siniperca chuatsi (mandarin fish), 5208 nucleotides. RefSeq names its product Sad1 and UNC84 domain containing 1b (gene sun1b). The record is from RefSeq and is a predicted model, not a curated record. Gene Ontology annotation, molecular function: protein-membrane adaptor activity. Gene Ontology annotation, biological process: nuclear envelope organization. Lineage: Eukaryota; Metazoa; Chordata; Actinopteri; Centrarchiformes; Sinipercidae. Gene Ontology annotation, cellular component: meiotic nuclear membrane microtubule tethering complex; nuclear envelope. The transcript is spliced from 23 exons. The coding region runs from base 301 to 3516 and encodes 1071 amino acids.